This is a messenger RNA of Crotalus tigris (Tiger rattlesnake), 956 nucleotides long. Its product is annotated as immunoglobulin lambda-1 light chain-like. Bases 108 to 848 code for a protein of 246 amino acids. NCBI's taxonomy places the organism in Eukaryota, Metazoa, Chordata, Lepidosauria, Squamata, Viperidae. The transcript is spliced from 3 exons. The record is from RefSeq and is a predicted model, not a curated record.
UUGCAAAUGAGUCUGAGACUCAUAAAAUACCAUGUCUGCCAUGUGUUCUCUACAGUGAAGAUCUGAACAUCGGCUUUGCUCCAGAGCCCCUCCCUGAGCAGAGAAGGAUGAGCUCUAUGAUCCUGCUGUGCCUUUCAUUGGCCCUCUUCAUCCAGAGUGGAGCCUUGCAACCUGUGCCUGUCCAGCCACCUCAGGUCUUACAUGCCGAGGGCUCCACUGCUGUCCUGCAGUGCCCUCUGCAAAGUGGCAAGAUCCAGAACUACCAUGUCUUCUGGUUCCAGCAAAAGCCAAGCAAAAGCCCGGCCUUCAUCCUGAAGCAUAGCAACAAUGGGCAGAUAGAACGAUCCUCUUCGUUUGAUGCACGUUUUGUGCCCAUCCGGGAUGCCGUCACCAAUGCCUACAUCUUGCAGAUCCAGAAGGUGAAAACAGAUGAAAGCGCCACCUACUUCUGUUUAGCAGAGGGAAAUUAUUUCCAGAUAGCGGUCUCAGGGAGUGGAACACGGCUCAUCAUCACAGGAGGACAAUCAGCAAAAGUGCCAUCAUCGGUCAUCAUAUUGUCUGAUGUUUCCCAGAAACCAGAAUCUCCUGAUGUCCAUGCCUUAUGCAUAGUUGAGGACUUCUACCCAGGCUUAUUAGAGAUCAAGUGGAGUGCAGCUGGGAAGGAUAUAACUGAGGGAGUGACCUCUGGACAAGUGACCUUGAAUGAGGAUGGCACCUACACCACCUCCAGCAUCCUUAAUGUAUCACGCAAUUUCUUUAACUCUGCCACCCCUUUUCAGUGCUCUGUGAGUCAUGAAUCUUCUGGGGCCAAGAUUGAACGGCACCUGGAAUGGUGCAUGAAGAAGUAAAUGGUUUCACCUCAAUGCCUUCCUUUUAUUUCCCCUCAAGGUUCUCUGCAGAAUAUGUCCUGCUCCAUGCUUUGGCUUCACCCUCAGUAAAACUAUAUUCAUGCCUUA